Messenger RNA from Peniophora sp. CBMAI 1063, 1170 nucleotides. The record is from the annotation of a GenBank genome assembly. Lineage: Eukaryota; Fungi; Basidiomycota; Agaricomycetes; Russulales; Peniophoraceae.
AUGUCUACUCGUAUCUUUGCUGUAGCCGCACUUGCGAGCACGAGCGCGCUCGCUGCUACUCCGCUUAAGUUGGCAGGGAACUUCGCAGGCCAGGAUUUCUUCACCGGUUUCAGGGUAAACACGUCUGCAAUAGACACGUUCAAUCAGGGCAACAUCCACUAUGUCGACAGCGCCACUGCGAUGAGCGGCAGCAACCCACUCGCUUUUGUGAACAGUGCCGGCAAUGUCGUCUUGCGUGCAGAUAAUACGACGAACGACCCCAACCCUGGCCCGGAGAGUACCUUUGGCCGGAAUACAGUCAUGAUGAUCUCCAAUAACCCCAUCGACGUCGGAACGCUCUUGGUGGCAAACCUAGUGCACAUACCUUUCGGCUGCAGUGUAUGGCCUGCCUUCUGGACGCUCGAUGCCAGUACUGAGACGGACGUGGGCGGCGAGAUUGACAUCAUCGAGACGGUAAACUUACAGACUCAGAACCAGUACAGCCUCCACACGCGUUCUGGUUGCACACUGUCGAACUCGACGUCCUUCCCUCAUACGGGGACUGUGCUGCAGACCAACUGUGACGGCGUCGAUUUCAACGUCACCGGCAAUCAAGGAUGUGUGACCGAAGAGCCCGCACAAAAUUCUGGUGGACCUGGUUUCGCUGGUGGCGCCUAUGCUAUGUAUUUGUCUACGGAUGGGGUACAGUUCUGGUUCUUCCCCACGUCAUCCAUCCCCAGCGACCUUCAGAGCAACUCUCCCGACCCUACCUCUUGGCCGACACCCAGCGCAUCCUACCCCGCAUCCUCUUGCGAUCCCAGCACCUUCUUCUCACCGCAGGAGGUCAUCUUCGACAUCGACAUCUGCGGUGUGUUCGCCGGCGCUCCCGCCGUCUUCAACGCCACUUGCCCGAACAUGGGCUCCUGCCUGGAUCUCGUCGGCACUGCGUCAAACUACAACAACGCCUACUGGGAGAUCAACUACGUGAAGACCUUCACGGCAUCUGGCGCGCAAGCAAGUGGCACCGGUUCAUCCAGUGCCAGCGGAUCUGCAGCGUCGGCCACGGGUACGAGUGGCAGCAGCAGCUCGAGUGGAAACGGCAGCGGCGCCGUGGCCUUGGAACUCGGCUCAAAGGGUGUCUUGGCUGUCAUUGGCACCAUGCUAGCCGGCGCACUUGCGCUCGUGCUGUAG